UCGGCUAAAACAAGGAAGAAGAAGAAUUCGGGGAACUGCACGAGCGCGCAACCCCCUCUUCUGUUCUAGCCGUUCGCCUCUACCUCUCUGUUCUCUAUCGAUCGUCGGCCAUCACUCACCGUGUCUCCCUCGAGCUACAGAUCAGCCACGAGCUGUGCAACCCCGCUUUUCCGUCCGUCAAGCUGACACCGCCAUCCGCGCCGCUCGUCUCAUCCACGUUGUCUGGCAUCCGCGCAGCACCCUCUGUUCAUCAAUCGUUGAUGCGGCCGCUCGACUCACCAGACGACGACCCGCACGCCGACGAAGAAACCCAGACACGCCGUCUUUCACACCAUUCACGAGAAGCAGAUUUGAAUUUUGGAGGAGUUUGAGCCGCUGUCCAGCCAAUUGGAAGCGGCACAACGUGGGUGUUCCAGAAAUGUCUGCGAUCAAGUAAAUAGCUCGAUGAACGAAUGGAUCGGAUCGAAUUGGAAAAUGGAAAGAUUUGUACAAGUUAUACAUUUCAUCACCACUUUGUAGAAGAUCGUUAGGUCAAUCUUUUGUUUCUCCAGUGGGGCCUUAGUCGUAAAUUGGCUUUUGUCAAAGAUUGAUUAUACUUACAGUUCGGCUUCAUGCUUUUUUCAUAUCUCAGAGCGAACACUACAACAAAUAUGGAUUUCUUCCAAAGGAGCUUUGCCGCUGCUGCAUCCCUUAUUGUUCCCAUGCAACUUCCAUCUAAAAUGGAAACCCAUAUUUGGUAUAUCGUACCUGAUGAAGUAAAGAGUAAACAUCUUCAGAAACACUAUUUAAAUCUAUUAUCACCAAAUGAAAAGGAGAGUGUUAUGAAAAUACAAGAAGAGGAGCUUCAAAAAAGAGCCUUGCUAGCUCGUGCUUUGGUACGAUCGACCAUUUCAAGAUAUGUGACACAAUUUCAAAUUGAUCCACAAGCGUUGAAGCUUAAAAAGAAUAUGUUUGGGAAGCCUGAGUUAGAUUUUCAAAACAGCCGUGAACUAUGUCUACCGCCAUUGCAAUUCAACAUCUCACAUUCUUCAUCCUUGAUAGCAUGUGGAGUGACUGUGCAUUCUCCAAUUGGUAUAGAUGUGGAAGCGAAGACACGAAAGAUAAAGAACAACAUCAUAGCUUUUGCUAAACGUUUUUUUUCUCCAAAUGAAAUAGAAGUUUUAUCUGCUAUUUCAGAUCCUGAAAGUCAGCGGCAGGAAUUCAUAAAAUUAUGGACUCUAAAGGAGGCAUAUGUUAAAGCGUUGGGUAGGGGCUUCUCGGCAACUCCAUUCAACACUUUCACUAUUCAGUUUAAUAAAACUGCCAGAAGUUCAUGUCUUCCUGGGUGUAAAACUUAUGAGGAGGCUUAUGAAAUAAGCGUAGAAUCUUGUGAUGAUUUGGAGAACUGCUCGAGGAAUGUGACUUUUGCGCUGAUGGAGCUGUCUGGUUCUCAUUAUGCUGCUGUUUGCGUGGAAAAAGACACAAGCUUUAGAGGGAGUCUUCCCAUGAAGUUAAAUGUGUGGAGAACAAUUCCAUAUGUGGAAGAUGAAUGUGUUUCUGGAACUGAGGCUGCUCUACCCAUCAAUGGUUUUGCUCAAGCAAAUGUGAAUUUUUCCAAAACUUAAAAAAUACAAAUAUUGGAGUUAUAUUGAACACUUUUUGUUCUUCUUUGUUGAGUAUACGUCCCUAGAACUGUCUCAAAAAUACUCUGCCAGGGACGUUGGUUGUUAGUUACUCUCCGAAAUCUCAGGUUCAAAUUCCUAGUUAAGAUUAAGGGUAGGUUAGAAAUGCUGUUUGGAGUUGUGAGAUGUAAUUUACUCGUUGAAAAAAUCUAUGUAACUUUGAUACUGCUGUUGAGAGAAAAUGAAAUGGAAAAAGAAAAUAUUUGGGGAAGCAAA
Molecule: messenger RNA, 1877 nt
Organism: Cucumis melo (muskmelon)
Lineage: Eukaryota; Viridiplantae; Streptophyta; Magnoliopsida; Cucurbitales; Cucurbitaceae
Exons: 11
Coding region: 612-1604 (330 amino acids)
Biological process (GO): fatty acid biosynthetic process
Cellular component (GO): cytosol
Molecular function (GO): magnesium ion binding; holo-[acyl-carrier-protein] synthase activity
Source: RefSeq, a predicted model, not a curated record